AUGGCAUUCCACUGGCUCAGGGAGAACAACAUCAACUCAGUCGUUCUGAGUGUAGAACCAUUCCUGAUAGCUGUGCUGGCCAGCACUAGAAUCGGCAGGACGCUGGACCUGUCCGACAACUUCAUUGAAAACAUUGUGCCGCAACACUUUCAAGACAUCGGCGGCAGCGUGAAAACCAUUAACCUGAGUAUGAAUUUGCUGGCCACCCUGCCCAGCAACGCUUUCCAAUUCACAACCGUUCUACAGACACUAGAUCUGAACGGAAACGUCUUAACCAUCAUCAACGCCUCGGCUUUUCAAGUUCCUUCUUCCACUUCCACAGCAAACCUUCCCAUUAAAAGCUUGCACCUUAACAACAACAAUCUAGCCGUGUUAUCGUCAAACACUUUCUCUGCCUUGCCGAACCUUGUGGUCAUAGACUUGUCGGGCAAUUUCCUGACGCACAUUGACGAUAACACGUUUUCCUCAAGUCAAUAUCUCAACAGCUUAAAUCUCACCAAUAACAGGCUGACCAGACUUCCAUAUGUGUCGUUGAACACGUCGUUCUUGUAUGCCGACGGGAAUGAAAUAACUCAUCUCCAAGGUGAUAUGCUCAGUUACGUCCACAACAGGAAGUUACGCCACAUAUCAUUGCGCAACAACAAUAUCACAACAAUUGCAAACUCGUUCUUCAACCACUUCAAGCUCCUGUAA
Sycon ciliatum is the source of this 693-nucleotide messenger RNA. RefSeq names its product TLR4 interactor with leucine rich repeats-like. The record is from RefSeq and is a predicted model, not a curated record. NCBI's taxonomy places the organism in Eukaryota, Metazoa, Porifera, Calcarea, Leucosolenida, Sycettidae. Bases 1 to 693 code for a protein of 230 amino acids. Gene Ontology annotation, molecular function: protein binding. The transcript is spliced from 9 exons.